AUGCAUGCUCCCCAAAUAUUGCCCUCCCGUCUACUGGUCCACGCAAUCUCGUCUGUGAGGAAGCCGGGCUACACAGCCGGGGCGUCACUGGGGCGGCGGCAGCGCAUAUCUUCGCCAAAAACCACCCAACGAGGGUCAGAUCCGCCCCUCCAUCUGCUACGCUUACCUACCCUCCGAACCAGAAUUAGGGGUGAGGCAAGCAGAAAAGGACCCUACACAGCCCAGCCGCUUAUAUGCGAGUCCUGGACGAGUCGGAUCGAUGGUAUCGAGACGGGGGUCCAAGGGAAAAAGGAGGAGCCCAUACAAAGCACGACAAAGGCGGAGGUGCUGGGUCCCGCAUGCGCGUCACCAUUUUGUUUUUCUUGUUUCUUCUUUCUUUCAUUACCUUCUCCGAGCUUCGUGCUGAGACGGGUCGGAACUGGGAACGGAAAGGUCAUGAUCGGAUCAGAUAUAUUGAAAUUUGGUUGCACAGCAGGGUACAGACAAGUGGGUGAUAGUAUGGGGUGUGGUGUGCGCUUCUCUCAAGAAAGUGGACUUUUUUCUGGUGGUUUGCUUGACAAGGUGGUUAAACGCCGGUCAGGAUUCGAUGCGGAGGCGCCUUUGGGAUGGGUCUGUUGUAUAGUAGACCCCUCACAUCUGAAGGAGGCAUCACGACAUGGCACCAUGUGUCGAGGCAAUGAUGCACUCCCCGGGAGGGUGAGAAACACGCCUGCUUGUCAAGGCUAUGCCAAGAUCGGCGAUGAGGAAACAAAAGAAAAAAGUCAUGAUCAUGACGUCUCGGGGGAUUGGUGUGGUUUCGGCGGUGGAUCAAGGCUUGCGUGA
This is a messenger RNA of Pyricularia oryzae 70-15, 822 nucleotides long. RefSeq lists its product as uncharacterized. The record is from RefSeq and is a predicted model, not a curated record. NCBI's taxonomy places the organism in Eukaryota, Fungi, Ascomycota, Sordariomycetes, Magnaporthales, Pyriculariaceae. Bases 1 to 822 code for a protein of 273 amino acids. The transcript has a single exon.